Messenger RNA from Coregonus sp. 'balchen', 1732 nucleotides. The record is from the annotation of a GenBank genome assembly. NCBI's taxonomy places the organism in Eukaryota, Metazoa, Chordata, Actinopteri, Salmoniformes, Salmonidae.
AUGAACCAACGGUCUCUGACGGCGGUGACAUGUUUUAACCCUCAGAACAGUAAGUGGUUCCCGUUGGCCAGCCUGCCCUUCUACGACAGAGAGUUCUUCAGCGUCAUCUCAGCUGGGGACAACAUCUACCUGUCAGGUAGGCUAACGACGAGGACCCCCCCCCCCACACACACACACACUUUCUCACAUAUAUAUACAUUUAUAUCUGUAUAUCCAUACAUCCAGUGUAAAGUUUUACCAUUAACAUUCUUCCUAUUAUUGUACCCCUAUAUUCCUCCAGAGGUCUCUGUUCUCUCCUCCAUUCUAUAUUCCUCCAGAGGUCUCUGUUCUCUCCUCCAUUCUAUAUUCCUCCAGAGGUCUCUGUUCUCUCCUCCAUUCUAUAUUCCUCCAGAGGUCUCUGUUCUCUCCUCCAUACUAUAUUCCUCCAGAGGUCUCUGUUCUCUCCUCCAUACUCCAUUUGUGUAUACUCCUAUACAGAGUUGUGUAUACUCCUAUACAGAGUUGUGUAACUCCUAUACAGAGUUGUGUAACUCCUAUACAGAGUUGUGUAACUCCUAUACAGAGUUGUGUAUACUCCUAUACAGAGUUGUGUAUACUCCUAUACAGAGUUGUGUAUACUCCUAUACAGAGUUGUGUAUACUCCUAUACAGAGUUGUGUAUACUCCUAUACAGAGUUGUGUAACUCCUAUACAGAGUUGUGAUACUCCUAUACAGAGUUGUGUAUACUCCUAUACAGAGUUGUGUAUACUCCUAUACAGAGUUGUGUAUACUCCUAUACAGAGUUGUGUAUACUCCUAUACAGAGUUGUGUAUACUCCUAUACAGAGUUGUGUAUACUCCUAUACAGAGUUGUGUAUACUCCUAUACAGAGUUGUGUAUACUCCUAUACAGAGUUGUGUAUACUCCUAUACAGAGUUGUGUAUACUCCUAUACAGAGUUGUGUAUACUCCUAUACAGAGUUGUGUAUACUCCUAUACAGAGUUGUGUAUACUCCUAUACAGAGUUGUGUGUAACUCCUAUACAGAGUUGUGUGUAACUCCUAUACAGAUUUAGACCUUGACGUUGGACUGUGAAACAGAACACUAGGAACGCUAAGAUAGAAUGUUCCCCCCUCUCUCAUUUCCUAUAAAUGUAAAUGUGUGUUGGGCCAAUGGACCUGGCCUGUGUGUGUCUGUGGGGAGGCAGGCACUCAGUGGGGAAAUCAGCAGUGUGCAGUAGUACUAACCAGGGCUGAGGACUGGGUGUGUUCCUGCAGAGAAUGGAUGAAAUGUCCACUCUGUUUGCUGCUUUCAAACCAAGCUAGGUAAUGCUUGUAACAGUGAGGGGUUGAAAUAAGGGUGAAUAUGCAGGCAUGGUGUCUUGGUGGUGCCUUGUUACAUUUGCCCCCAGGUCAUAACGAUUCCAAAAUUACUUAUUGGGAACCUGUAAUUUUUUUUUUUAUAUCUGCAUAUUUUUAACAUUGGUUACAUUGUAUAUGCUUUUUAUUUAGUAGGUGUUCGAGUCAGGUGUAAUGGUAGCUGACGAGUGUAUUUUAUGUGUGUGUUUCAGGUGGGACAGAGUCGGGUGUAAUGGUAGCUGACGUGUGGUGCUACAUGUCUCUAUUGGACAACUGGAACCUGAUGUCCCGUAUGACGGUGCCUCGCUGCAGACACAACAGUCUGGUCUACGAUGGGAAACUCUAUACCAUCGGAGGGCUGGGCGUGUCAGGAAACCUGGACCACGUAGAGAGGUAG